Messenger RNA from Melanaphis sacchari, 986 nucleotides. RefSeq lists its product as uncharacterized. Bases 212 to 892 code for a protein of 226 amino acids. The record is from RefSeq and is a predicted model, not a curated record. Lineage: Eukaryota; Metazoa; Arthropoda; Insecta; Hemiptera; Aphididae. The transcript is spliced from 3 exons.
UGUCGGUAAAUGUUGUAGUUGUUGUUUAUUUGUUGUUUUUUGUGUACACAUCGUCGGAAGUACUCAUUCUUGACUGAUAAAUAUUUAUACGAGUAUAUUAUAAACAUUUAUAUUAAAGACUAUCGAGAGUAUAAUUAUUAUAUUUUACUCUUUGAUGGUCGUCAAGUGGUUAUCGGCAGUGGUUUACUUCUCAAUACCCUGUUAAUUCGAAAUGGGUAGUGGUCUAUGCAGAAAGACAGACGAAAGACCAAGGGCUGUACAGGAGUUUAAUGGAUUAUACCGGAAAAUUGUUUUCAAUUACGCCAAACAGUGGACACGAUAUUCAGACAAACAAAAGAAGAGUGAAAAAAAAAAUACAAAACAAAAUAAGAGCAAGAGGAAGAAACCCAUCAUCAGCGGACCGUUUCCGGCCGAUCCGGACCGGCUGCACGGCGACAAAUGGCAGUAUGUGAUACUAACUCAAUUGGACACGGAACCGCCGCCCGAACGACCGCCGCGGACCAAACGACGCCACCGGCAAGAUGAUAAUGUGUCGAGCAGUGGCGUCUACAGCGGCUUCGUCCGAUGGGGAUCGGAGCGGCGACAGUCGUUCGGACGCAGAAGACAACCGAAGCAGCAGUUACUCGUUGACGAGCUAACGGAAUCGAUGUCGGCCCGACGAGACUUUGGCGACUGCGGCAGAACCGGCCAAAGUGAGGAGGCAGCGGCGACGGCGGUUACUUUGAACGAAAAAGCCUCGUCGGCUUUCGACGUGUCCGUAAAUAAGCCAUCGCUGUGGGUAGUAUUUUGGUCGGGCGCAGUCGUCGUCGGUCGGACGUACGCUGCCCGACGAAACGGUUUGCUGAAGUCUGUUGUCCGAGCCAAUGCGAUGGCCGACGAUUUGCUGUCGUAACGGUAAUAACGUCGUCGAAAUUUAUGUUAUAACAAAGUGUUUUGAAAUAAUAUUUUUAUACUAAUAAUAAUACUAUUAACAUUUUUUGACCACC